ACCCAACUACCUACCUGCUCUAGUGCUCUGUUUUUUGGAAGAAAGGAAAGAGUCGCAGGAAAAUGGAGGAAGAGAAAGCCGCGGCGUACUACGAGGAGCUGACUCGCAAAGGCGGAGGAGCGGCGAGAUUUAAGCAAGGCCUCGGCUUCUCGUCCUCCUCCUCCUCGGCCUCGGACAAUGCUCCAACCAGGGGCUCGGCUCUGCCUACCUCGUCCUCCUCUUUCCUCAGCACCUUCGUCAGGGCCUCGAGCCCCACCAAGGCCUCCGAGAUACAGAAGCAAGCGCAGCUCGAGUCCAUCCAGAAUAAGCUCAGGAAGAAACCUAGCUUAGCAGAAGAAGAAGAAGAAGAGGACAAGCGGUCUAGGGUUUCGGAGAGGGGAGAAAGGGAGAGGGAUAGGGAGAGGCAUUCGAGAAGGAGAAGUAGGAGCAGAGAGAGACAUAGAGAUAGAGACAGAGACAGGGAUAGGGAUAGGGAUAGGGAUAGGGAGAGGGAGAGGGAUAGAGAGAGGAGGAAGAGGAGGAGAAGUGUGUCGCCGAGGCGGGACCGGAGGAGGAGCCGGAGUGUGUCGCCGAGAGAGCGAGAGCGGAGGAGGUCGGAGAAGAGUAGGAGUGAAGACGGGGGGGAUAGGGACAGGGAUAGAGGGGGUAAAGUGGGGAAGGAGAGGAAUGGCGGGGUUGAGUAUUCAAAGUUGAUUGAAGGCUAUGACCAAAUGACACCAGCUGAAAGAGUCAAAGCGAAGAUGAAACUUCAGCUUGCUGAAACUGCUGAAAAGGAUGCAACAAAGGGUUUGGGCUCAGGUUGGGAACGGUUUGAAUUCAACAAGGAUGCUCCACUUGAUGAUGAGGAAAUGGAAGCUGCAGAAGAUGACAAGGUGUUAGUCAAGCACAUUGGCCAGAGCUUUCGCUUUUCUGCAGUAGAGGCAAGAAGAGAGGAACAAAUCAAAGCUGCUCACGAUGAGGCCAUGUUUGGAGCAUCAUCACUUCCACCUUCCAUAAAUGCAGAGAGUGAGCCAAAAGUGGAGGACAGCGAAAAAGAAAGCAAUGAGAAUGGCCUUGUCACAAGCCUCUUAAGCGAGAAGGUACUCGCAAAGCAACAAGGAUCUUGGCGUGACCGUGCUCGUAAAGUAUAGGAUAAAUUGACAAGCUGAUGGCCAGUGUAAGAGACUGUAACCGAGGAUAUUGACUUCAAUUGCCGCAUGUCACAUGCUGGAAGUCUCAUCUAAAUGUUUCAUCAGUCAUGGUGGAGAGAUAAUGAAAUUAAUCGGAAGAAGCUUCUGCUUGUCCAUGAAUCUGCACAUUGCCGAGUGUAUUCUACUGAUGCUCAUCACCAUUGUACAGCUAGGCUCAUCGGUGGAAAGAUUCUGAUUAUCAUCCAGUUUUUGGGGUCUGAAAGAUGAAAAGUCCUGGUAUGUCUGCCACACAUUUGUGAGAAGCAGGGGCGCUUAAUUUUGUACUGUUGCGUAUUUUUCAUGAACUGUGAUCUUCGACCUUCUGCUUUUUUCGCCCAUUCCUCCCUCUGCUAGGCAGACUGCUUGUAUUUAUAUUGCGUAAUCCACCAUACAACCAUUAGUGAAUUGAUAUGUUCGUAGUCUCCAACUCGACCUGUUUAAAGUUCAGGUCAUUUAUUAAACAGAAAUUAAUUUAGACUCUUUUAUUAAACGAGUCAAAUUUGUAUCGAUUUGUAUAAGUUCAUAUAAUUUCAUUUUUAUUA
Corylus avellana is the source of this 1711-nucleotide messenger RNA. RefSeq names its product serine/arginine-rich splicing factor. Gene Ontology annotation, biological process: alternative mRNA splicing, via spliceosome. The record is from RefSeq and is a predicted model, not a curated record. Gene Ontology annotation, cellular component: cytoplasm; nucleus. NCBI's taxonomy places the organism in Eukaryota, Viridiplantae, Streptophyta, Magnoliopsida, Fagales, Betulaceae.